AUGGAGUCUUCUGAACCUGAGCCCCUGCAAAAACUCCGCGAUCUCGUUACUGGGAGUCAUUGGCGCAAGUGCUGCUUCUCUGGAGAUGGAGAAUUUGUCUGCGCGGGCUCAAUGAAACAGCACUCUAUCUACAUUUGGGAACGGGCCAGUGGAACCCUCUUCAAGAUUCUUCAUGGUCAAAAGGGGGAGACGUUGCUAGACGUGGUCUGGCAUCCCUUGCGUCCGAUUGUCGUCUCUGUCUCCAACUCCAUUACUAAGGAACAGAUCUCGAUUUGGGCGCAGACGCAAGUGGUGAAUGAAAUUGCAUUGCCAACGUUCUCACUUGACUUACUCUUAAUUUGUCGGAUUCCAUUAUUUUCCUCAUUUGCCGUGGUAGUUAUGUCCUCGUUGGUUGUUUAA
Molecule: messenger RNA, 399 nt
Organism: Hydatigera taeniaeformis
Lineage: Eukaryota; Metazoa; Platyhelminthes; Cestoda; Cyclophyllidea; Taeniidae
Source: the annotation of a GenBank genome assembly